GCUCAGUUUAAGUCCGAAGCGGAUCGUUUUGCCUGAGGCAAACGCGUUGAAUAGAUCAGUGCAUAAGAAAACUGCAAAGUGUGUUCAAUAUACGAAACAUAAAAGUAAAAAUUGCUCGAGUUCUGCUUCAUUUUGGAUUAAGGAAAUUUCAAAAAAAUUAUGAAGUUUGUUCUUCUGGCUGGGACGGUGUUUGUCCUGCUCGUCUUGUUUAAUGUAAUUGGGAAUACUGUGAAUGCCAAUCGGACAUUUGUUGUGGACUAUGAGAAUGAUAUAUUCCUGAAGGAUGGACAACCGUUUCAAUUUGUAGCUGGAUCUUUUCAUUACUUCCGCGCCCAUCCGGCCACAUGGAAGAGACAUUUGCGGACUAUGCGGGCUGCAGGAUUAAAUGCAGUUACCACUUAUGUGGAAUGGUCUCUUCACAAUCCACAUGACGGUGUCUACACAUGGAAUGGCAUAGCCGACUUGGAGCACUUUAUCCGCUUGGCAGUUGAUGAGGAUUUGUUGGUGAUUCUACGGCCGGGUCCAUAUAUAUGCGCGGAACGUGAUAUGGGCGGUUUUCCCUAUUGGCUGCUUAAUAAAUAUCCUGGCAUCCAAUUGAGGACUGCAGAUAUAAAUUAUCUAAGCGAAGUCCGCAUUUGGUAUGGGCAAUUGAUGUCUCGCAUUGUUCCCUAUCUAUAUGGUAAUGGUGGUCCCAUCAUAAUGGUCCAGGUGGAGAAUGAAUAUGGCUCGUAUUUCGCCUGUGAUCUCAACUAUCGAAAUUGGUUGCGUGAUGAGACCGAAAGUCAUGUGAAAAACCAAGCCGUUCUCUUUACCAACGAUGGACCUGAUGUUCUCCGUUGUGGCAAGAUUCAAGGUGUCUUGGCCACAAUGGACUUCGGUUCUACCAAUAAUUUAAAGGCCAUUUGGGCCAAGCUACGACGCUUUGAACCCAAAGGACCGUUGGUUAAUGCAGAAUACUAUCCUGGUUGGUUGACCCACUGGACAGAGGCAAUGGCUAAUGUCAGUAUAUCAUCGAUUACGGGUACCUUCAGAGACAUGUUGGAAAGCGGAGCCAGUGUGAAUUUCUAUAUGUUCUAUGGUGGUACCAAUUUCGGUUUCACAGCCGGUGCCAAUGAUAAUGGACCGGGCAAUUAUCUGGCAGAUAUUACCAGCUAUGACUAUGAUGCUCCCAUGACUGAAGCCGGUGAUCCCACACCCAAAUAUCAUGCUCUGCGACGCAUUAUUGCACGUUAUUUACCUAUGCCCAAUUUGCCGGUGCCAGGUCCAGUUCCCAAGCGGGCAUACGGAUCUGUUCGACUCCUGCAAAGUUCGUCUCUACUGUCACAGGAAGCUCGUCAAGAACUGGCCACUGGCAUGGUUCAGUCAACCAAACCCAAAACAUUUGAGGCCUUAGAUCAAUAUUCAGGUUUGGUGCUAUAUGAGACCUGGCUGCCCAGUUUCAAGCGUGAUCCCAGCAUUCUAAAUGCACCUGGACUUGCCGAUCGCGGCUAUGUCUAUGUGGAUGACGAGUUUGUUGGCCUAUUGGCCCGAGAGACGCCAAUAUUCCAAUUGCCUAUCAGUGCCAGUGCGGGACGUCGACUACAGAUUCUAGUGGAGAAUCAAGGACGCAUCAAUUAUGGACUCAAAAUCAACGAUUUCAAGGGUCUGACCAAAGAUGCUUAUCUCGAUAAGCGUGUGCUCAACAAUUGGAAUAUGACCAAAUAUCCUUUGGAAUCUUAUGACAACUUGAACAAGCUAAUCACCGAAUCAAAUUCAGUCCUUAUCCACGAGUUGAGAAAGCCACAGCGAAUGCUUCGCUCUGGUCCAGCUAUUUAUCAUGGUACGCUGGUCAUAGAUAAGGACGAUCAAUUGGCGGACACCUAUGUCGACAUGUCAGGAUGGGGCAAGGGUAUUCUCUUUAUUAAUGGCGAGAAUUUGGGACGCUAUUGGCCAUUGGUGGGACCUCAAGUCACACUCUAUGUCCCCGCUCCAGUGCUCCAGGUGGGCGUUAAUCAGUUAGUUUUAAUCGAACUGCAACAGGCUCCCACAUCUCUGGAACUUCGUUUCCGUGAUACACCCAUCCUCAAUGCAAGAUCUUCUUAGGAUUUAAGUUAAUGUUAGUGUAAGUCUCGUGUAAAUCUGUAUGCGGUUUAAGUUCUUUGUGUGUUAGACAUUAAAGCAAAACAUCAUUUUUAUACCAUACACCCAUAGGGUGAAAUGGUAUAUUAAAGU
Molecule: messenger RNA, 2211 nt
Organism: Drosophila willistoni
Lineage: Eukaryota; Metazoa; Arthropoda; Insecta; Diptera; Drosophilidae
Product: beta-galactosidase
Exons: 5
Coding region: 160-2082 (640 amino acids)
Biological process (GO): carbohydrate metabolic process
Cellular component (GO): vacuole
Molecular function (GO): beta-galactosidase activity
Source: RefSeq, a predicted model, not a curated record